Molecule: messenger RNA, 1235 nt
Organism: Paramormyrops kingsleyae
Lineage: Eukaryota; Metazoa; Chordata; Actinopteri; Osteoglossiformes; Mormyridae
Source: RefSeq, a predicted model, not a curated record
UUCAGAUCACAUAGACACCAUGACCCCAGAGGGCACAAAACAGCACAUUACUUCCACUUUUGCUGCUAACCCUAGCUUAGUUGAGGAUAGGUCUGGUGAUUACUUACAGAGAAUGUUAACUAGUUAUGAGGAAUUAGGCAGGAAACUUCACCAGUGCAUGCCCUUUCCUACAGUACCGCUCGUAAAUACACCUGCAGUGAGUGUUGACACCAGAACUCUCCCUGUUAGCCAUCAGCCUCCCAGUGAUGUUAAUACAGUAACAGAGAAGUUUGUUUCCUAUAAAGACCUACCCUACCUCCAUCGUAGAGAGUUCAAGGUGCAAGGGGGACAAAUCGGUGAUCAUACCUCUGAUAUAACUUAUAACAGCUUAAGCAAACAGAUUGAAGAGGGUGUUCGGGAAAAUUUUAGCAAUCCAGAAAUUGUCCGAGGUGUACUGAAGAUAGUAAAGCCUGGAAAUUUUAAGGAUAUGCUCAUGAACAAAGAGGACAUGACAGUAGAGGAGCUGAAGGUGUUCCUCCGGUCACAUUUGGGUGACAGAAAUAGCACUGAACUCCUUCAGGAACUAAUGUGUACUAAACAGAGUGAUUCAGAGACACCACAGCAGUUUCUGUAUCGAGUCAUUGGGUUAAAGCAGAAAGUUCUCUUUGCAUCUAAACAAGCGGAUACGGACAUUAAGUAUAGCCCAGAGACAAUCCAAGGUGUCUUUUUACAUACUGUUUAUCAAGGCUUGGGUCACAAGCAUAGUGAUCUUCGGCGAGAGCUAAAACCAAUUUUGUCAGACAGUACUGUGAGUGAGGAAGCAAUAUUGAGACAGGUGACAAAAAUUACCAGUGACGAGGGUGAACGACAACGCAGGCUCGGUGUGGCAACUAGACCUAAACAGAUGGUUGCACACAGUGCACAGCUAAAAUCUGAUACACAAAAGAGUCAUGACCUCAAACAAAAGUUUCAAGAUAAAGAUGUCCUACAACAGCUCACUGCAAAAAUUGAUGCAUUAACAAGUCUGGUUGACUCAAUGAGACAGUCAGUACCACCUGGAAAAGCAGAACCGACAUGUAAAUGUCAGUCUUAUAAGCCAUCUCUACACAAACGAGAGAGACCUUAUGGCUGUCCUACCCACUGCUUUGUGUGUGGCAAGGAGGGACACAGAGCAAGGGGGUGUCUUGGGAAAAGUGAGGAUCAGGGAAACAGGAGUGGGUCACUGGUGAGGGACAAGCAGUGACCAGUCUGGCAGG